Penicillium daleae is the source of this 894-nucleotide messenger RNA. RefSeq names its product Short-chain dehydrogenase ptmH. NCBI's taxonomy places the organism in Eukaryota, Fungi, Ascomycota, Eurotiomycetes, Eurotiales, Aspergillaceae. Bases 1 to 894 code for a protein of 297 amino acids. Gene Ontology annotation, molecular function: triacylglycerol lipase activity; acylglycerone-phosphate reductase (NADP+) activity. Gene Ontology annotation, cellular component: lipid droplet; endoplasmic reticulum. The transcript is spliced from 6 exons. The record is from RefSeq and is a predicted model, not a curated record. Gene Ontology annotation, biological process: phosphatidic acid biosynthetic process; triglyceride catabolic process.
AUGCCAGGAGUCACGGAUACUCGCAAGUCCGUGCUGAUCACGGGGUGCUCACCCGGUGGUAUUGGCAACUCUCUUGCACGAGAAUUCCAUCGAAAUGGACUGCGCGUGUUGGCCACAGCUCGACAGGCUGCCACCAUCGCCGAUUUGGCUGAGCUUGGCAUCGAGACCCUGAGUCUGGUGGUUGAUGACCAGGAGAGUGUCAAGGCAUGCUUUGCCGAUGUUGAGAAAAGACUGGGUGAUAAGGGUCUUGAUUAUCUCGUGAAUAAUGCUGGCCGGAAUUACACUGUUCCUGCCAUGGAAGUGGAGUUGGAUGAGGCUCGUCUGACAUUUGAGACCAAUCUCUUUUCUGUCAUCAGCAUGUGCCAGACUUUCUUGCCGCUCCUGAUCAAAGCCAAGGGCACGAUUGUGCAGAUCGGUUCUAUUGCUGGGAUCAUUCCCUACGUGUUUGGCUCUGUCUACAAUGCCUCCAAGGCUGCUCUUCACUCCUUCAGCGAUACUCUCCGUGUCGAGUUAGCUCCUUAUGGCGUCAAGGUGGUCACCGUGGUUACUGGCGGUGUCCAAUCUCGCAUUGCCCGUACCGAGCGCACGUUGAAGCCAGAGUCUCUGUACAUGCCUAUCGAGGCAGAAUACAAUCGCCGUGUGGUACAUAGCCAAAACAAUGCCAUGCCCAACGAAGAGUAUGCCCGCAGUGUGGUGAACCAGGUGCUGUAUGGGUCAGCACCAUGGCGUUGGCUGUGGCCCUGGGCACAGGGUCGCAAGACCACCAUCUGGGAAGGCCACCGUAGCUGGGUGAUCUGGCUACUGGUGGGUGGAUGGGCCUGGAAUGGGCUCUUUGGCCGGAUUAUGACCAAUAUGUUCAAAUUGUGGAAAAUUAAGGCGGCGUUGAAGAAGUAG